AUGUCAACCAAAGAACCAGCUCAGAAAACCGAUCAUGCUUCUAGCGAUAGUGAAAGCGAAGAGGGGAUUAAAAAUAAGACACACAGGUAUAAUCUAACUCCUGUAGAAAUUCAACGCCUACAAUUAGAAAAAUUAUUAAGAAAAGCAGAUAAGCCAGUUAAUAUUCCUGAAAUGGUAGAUAAACCAAAAUUAAAACCUCCAAAGGAUAUCGUAAGGAAUGUUCAAGGAUCUAGUGCCGGUGCGGGUAGUGGGGAAUUUCACGUUUACAGAGCUCAUCGUCGUAGAGAAUAUACCAGAUUGAAGAUCAUGGAGGAGGAAACAAAAAAGGAAGAAGAAAAACGUGAAUUCGAAGCAAAGAUGGAGUUGUGUUGUGAUGAAACUAAGACCCUAUCAUUAGUUACGAAAAUAGUAGAGAAUCGGUCGACAAAACUAAAUUGGCAAUGA
Molecule: messenger RNA, 444 nt
Organism: Funneliformis mosseae
Lineage: Eukaryota; Fungi; Glomeromycota; Glomeromycetes; Glomerales; Glomeraceae
Source: the annotation of a GenBank genome assembly